GGAUUGUCUGGCUCGACAGCGGGCAUCGGGUCACCAGGUAUGACAGCGGGCACUGGGUCACCAGGCAUCAGGUCAUUUGGCUUGCCAGCGGGUCACCAGGCAUUGGAUCGUCUGGCUCGACAGUGGGCAUCGGGUCACCAGGUAUGACAGCGGGCACUGGGUCACCAGGCAUCAGGCACCGCGUCAUCUGGCAAGGCAGUGGGCACCGGGUCACCAGGCAUUGGAUUGUCUGGCUCGACAGCGGGCAUCGGGUCACCAGGCAUCAGGUCAUUUGGCUCGCCAGCGGGCACCGCGUCAUCUGGCAAGGCAGUGGGCACCAAGUCACCAGGUACGACAGCGGGCUCUGAGUCAAUUGGCACGACAGCGGGCACCGGAUCAGGUACCGGAUCAUCUGGAUCAACAGCGGGCAUCGAGUCAACUGGCCUAAUAGGAUCGUCAGGCUGGAUCAGUUCAUCAUGCUGGGUAGAGGCAUCAGGCUGAAUGCCGGGCUGGCCAGCGGG
Messenger RNA from Staurois parvus, 500 nucleotides. Lineage: Eukaryota; Metazoa; Chordata; Amphibia; Anura; Ranidae. The record is from the annotation of a GenBank genome assembly.